Molecule: messenger RNA, 1179 nt
Organism: Mercurialis annua (annual mercury)
Lineage: Eukaryota; Viridiplantae; Streptophyta; Magnoliopsida; Malpighiales; Euphorbiaceae
Exons: 2
Coding region: 1-1179 (392 amino acids)
Source: RefSeq, a predicted model, not a curated record
AUGGCUUUAGAAUCAAAAAAAGGAUCUUCAACUACCGAUCCUAUUUGGAGCCAUUGUUCUCGAGUUAACGACAAUAAAAUGAAUUUAAGGUAUGAAAGAGCUCAAGGAGAUCUAAAUUUAGGUGAAAAAAGAAAGAAUAUGAAUGCAUUCAUAACUAAAGAUAAAGGAAUCAAACAACAAACUUUAAAUGCAAUGGUAAAAAAAAAAGAACCCGUAAUUCAAAGUAUUUGUAGAUUUCUAUAUGGACAUGCAUUACCUUUUGUUUUGGUGAAGAGUCCAUUAUUUUCUUCUAUGUUGGAUACAGUUGGUGAAUAUGGUAGAGGGUUAAAACCUCCUAGUUAUCAUGAAGCUAGAGUCACUUAUUUGAAAAAAGAAGUGGAAAGUGUGAAUUCAAUGCUAGAGAAGUAUAAAAAAGAAUGGAAAAAAACAGGUUGUACUUUGAUGUCUGACAGGUGGACUGAUAAAAAAUCUAGAUCUCUCACUAAUUUUUUAGUAAAUAGUCCAAGUGAGACUGUUUUUCUUAAAUCUAUAGACACAUUUGUUGUUAUCAAAGAUGCACAAAAGUUAUUUGAAAUGUUUGAUGGACUAGUGGAGGAAAUUGGACAGGAAAAUGUUGUUCAGGUUGUGACUGAUAGUGCGUCAGCUUAUGUAAAAGCUGGGAACUUAUUGAUGGAAAAGAGAAAGAAAUUAUUUUGGUCUCCUUGUGCGGCUCACUGUAUUGACAAUAUAUUGGAGGAUAUAGGUGAAUUGUUGAUGUUUAAAGAUACAAUAAAUAAACCUAGGGAAGUUUGUGUUUAUAUUUAUAGGCAUGCUUGGGUUCUUAGCAUGUUUAGAAAGUUUUAUGGCAAGAAGGAGUUAAAAAGAGCCGGAGUUACAAGAUUUGCUAUAAGUUUUUUCACAUUGAAGAGUUUUAAGGAAAAUAAACUUCCACUUAGAGCGAUGUUUGCUUUAGAGGACUGGGCAAAGAGUCAGUAUGUUUCCAAGCCAGAAGCAAAAAGGGUGGGCACAAUUAUGUUAUCUGAUGUUCGAUUUUGGAAAUCAGUUAAGUAUUGUCUAAAGUGUGUGAGUUCAAUUGUCAAAGUUUUAAGACUCGUUGAUGGGGAUGCCAAACCGGCUAUGUGGUAUAUUUAUGAAGCAAUGGAUAGGGCAAAGGAGCAAAUUGCAAACAAUUUCAAUUAG